Messenger RNA from Sturnus vulgaris (Common starling), 5489 nucleotides. Lineage: Eukaryota; Metazoa; Chordata; Aves; Passeriformes; Sturnidae. The record is from RefSeq and is a predicted model, not a curated record.
AUGACGCCCCGGGGCCGCGGGGACCCGCCGGUGCGGAGGGUGCGGAGCAAGGAAGCCUCUGCCACGGGCACCAUGAGGGGUCUCUGGGCCCUGGCGCUCGCCGGGCUCGUCAGCGCCUGCCAGGGGAAGGAGCUGCUGCCAGCCGAAGGGGAGCUGUGCCCGCAGCUCUGGGACGAGGAUCUGGUUGGGGACAAAUACGAGAAUGUCACGGGUUUUAACCUGAUUAAAAGGUUCGACUUGCUGAAGAUCUCGUCCAUCAAGAAGAUCCGCAGCGCCCGGGGGCCGGCGGUGCUGCGCCUGGGCACCGUGCCCCUGGUCCAGCCCACGCAGCAGGUGUUCCCUCGGGGGCUGCCCCCCACCUUCACCCUGGUUGUCACCUUGCUGCUGAAGAAGAACAGCACCGGGGAGCACUGGUACCUGUUCCAGGUCACCGACCGGCAGGGAUACCCCCAGCUCUCCCUGUCCGUGCACGGCCCCGAGAAAAGCCUGGAGUUCCAGGCCAGGGCGCCGGGGACCACCUUCGUCAGCGCCGUCUUCGGGGGCAAGGCCGUGGCGUCCCUGUUCGAUGGGCGGUGGCACAAGGUGGUGGUGGCCGUGCAGGGCCACGCCGUGUCCGUGCACCUGGACUGCGCCUCCAUCUCCUCCAAGCCGCUGGGGCCUCGGCGAGCGCUGGCCCCGGAGGGCAACACCUUCCUGGGGCUGGAUGCCGUGCGGGGCAGCCCGGUCCGGUUUGACAUCCAGCAAGCCCAGAUUUACUGUGACGCCGAGCUGGCCAGGCAGGAGGGGUGCUGCGAGAUCUCGGCCAGCGGGUGCCAGACGGAAGCGCCCAAGACUCGGCGGCAAGCGGAGCUGAUGCAGAGCAGCAACCUCAUCGAGAUGGUGCCGCAGCCCGAGGGCCGGGUGUUCACCCGCUGCUUCUGCCUGGAGGAGCCGCUGGGCACCGAGCCGGGGAGAACCUCGGGAAGGACCAGCCUGAGGGACGAUCCCAAAGAAAAGUGCCCUCCCUGCUCGCCCCAGAUGGCACCAGGAAAUGUCACCCUCGGUCCCCCAGGUCCAAAGGGCUCCAAGGGCGAGCGUGGCCUCCCUGGCACUGCUGGUGGCAAAGGGGAGAAGGGUGACCGUGGCAUGGACUGUGUGCGCACCCACCCCGAUGGCCCCGUGCAGUGUGCCGAGGGGCCGCGAGGUGAGAAGGGACAGCGCGGGCAGGUGGGACUCCCGGGGCCAGCUGGCACUGAGGGGCAGAAGGGCCAGAAGGGUGAGAAGGGCGACGGGGGACUGCAGGGCAAGCCAGGGCGCCCUGGGCGUGAUGGCCGGCCUGGAGAGAUCUGCGUGGUGGGGCCCAAGGGCCAGAAGGGUGACCCCGGCCUCGUGGGACCUGAGGGGUUGGCCGGUGAACCAGGACCCCCAGGCAAGCCAGGCUCUCCAGGGAUUGGCAUUCCAGGGAAGCCGGGUGACCCCGGUGGCCCCCCAGGUGCCAAGGGAGAGAAGGGCAGCCCGGGAGCUCCUGGACCCGGAGGAUCGCCUGGGACACCCGGUCUCCCCGGAGUCCUGGGGCCCAAAGGAGACAAGGGCGAGCCGUGCGAGGUGUGUCCCACUGUCCCCGACGGGAUGCUCGGUGCCAUCGGAAUUCCCGGCAAGCCGGGACCGCGGGGAGAGCCCGGAGCGCCCGGCAGGGACGGGGUCUCUGACAAACCCGGCCCCGCGGGACCCAAAGGGGACAGGGGAGAUCCAGGCAUCCAGGGGGUGAAAGGGGAGAAGGGGGACUCGUGCCAGUCCUGCGACCUCCGCGUCCUCGCCGCGCUGCGCCGCGACCCCGCCGAGGGGCUCGAGGGGGAGCCGGGGGUGCUGCCGGGGCUCUCCGGGCUGGCUGGGAUCAAGGGCGAGAAGGGGGACAGCGGCCAUGUGGGACCCACGGGCAGACCGGGAAUCCCGGGAGAGAAGGGAGAUCCAGGUGCGCGGGGACUCAAGGGAGAAAAGGGCGACCAAUGCGGGCAGUGCCCUCCCAGCCCUCAAGCCCUCCAAGGGACAGCGACAGUGAUGGCAGUGCCGGGGCCACCGGGUGAAAGGGGUCCUGCGGGCCCCCCGGGCAGAGCGGGCAGACCCGGCGGCGCUGGCGAGAAGGGACAGAAGGGCGACGCUGGCAGCCCCGGGGACCCGGGCACGCCGGGCAUGACCGGUGUCCCAGGGCUGUCGGGUGAGCCUGGCAUCAGGGGACCAGCCGGCCCCAAAGGCGACAAGGGAGACUCCUGCCAGCCCGGCCCCGCCGUGCUCGGCGACCUCUCGGACGUGCUGGGCAUCCCGGGCCAGCCCGGGCCCCGAGGGGACCAGGGCCCGCCGGGCAUCGGCCAACCGGGCAAACCCGGGAAGCCGGGACUGCCGGGGGUGCAGGGCCCCGCUGGGCCGAAGGGGCUGCAGGGUGAGCCAGGACCGCGGGGGAUCGGCCAGCCAGGACCACAGGGAGACCCCGGCAGUCCCGGACCCCCCGGACCCCCUGGCCCCCCCGGACCGCAGGGAACCCCGGGGAUGGCAGCAGAGAAAGGUGCCAAGGGAUCUCCGGGCCCCAAAGGUGCCACGGGACCGCCUGGGCCACCAGGGAGCAGCGUCAUAGGGCCACCGGGCCCCGAGGGGCAGCGGGGGCUCCCCGGGUCCAGUGGGCAGCCGGGGGAGAAGGGUGCCCAGGGAGAGAAGGGAGACCCCGGCGACUGCUCCUGCCCCUCCAGCCCCCGCCAGGACCCCAACUACAACGGGAUGCCGGUGAGUGUCACCCCCUCCCCCCGGGCUCUGUGUCACCCCCCGACCCCGUUCCGCCCCCCCCUGAAUUCCCUCCCCGUGUCUCAUCCCCAGGGAGCCCCAGGAUUAUGGACCGGGAUGUCCUGGCAGCCCCAGCCUGGCCCGCAGGGUCCCCCCGGAGCUCCGGGCCCUCCUGGCCCACCCGGUGCCCCCGGUCGCCAGGGAAUGCCGGGACACAACGGCUUGCCCGGACUGCCUGGACCGGCUGGAGACCUGGGACCUCUGGCCGUCAUGGCUGAGAGGAACAUCGAGGUGCUGAAGACUCUCUGCGGGGACUGUGCCCAGCUUCAGGCAGCUCUGGAAGCUCCCAGGGGAGUGGAGGGGGAGAAGGAGGAUGGGGGCAUGCCAGGUGCCCCUGGCAGCGAGAAUUGUGCCCGGUGCUUUGCCCAAUUCCCGCGAGCGGAGGAGGCUCGGGGUGACAGUCCCGACUGCGCGGGUGAUCCCGGGCUGCCGGGAGCCCCAGGAAUGCCAGGAGAGAGAGGAGAGCAGGUGGGUGAGCCCCAACCCAUCCCCGCACCCUCUCCUGCCAUCCCAGCCCCCAUCCCUCCCCAGGGCUCCCCAGGACUGCGUGGACCUCCAGGACCACCCGGACCCAUCGGCCCCCCAGGCUUUCCCGGAACGCCGGGCGCACCCGGACUGCCCGGUCUCCAAGGCGAGCGUGGCCCCGCGGGGCUCGCCGGAGCCAAAGGGGAGCCGGGACCUCCAGGACAACCUGGCUACCCCGGGGCCACGGGGCCCCCCGGCCUUCCCGGCAUCAAAGGCGAGCGAGGCUAUGUGGGUCCCCCUGGCGAGAAAGGGGAGCUGGGACCCCCUGGCGUGGAUGGGCUGCCCGGUCCUGUGGGGCCAGCGGGUCCCAGGGGUGAGCGUGGCCUCCCAGGAAGUGCUGGAGAAAAAGGGGACCAGGUGAGUGUCCCCAAAGGGGGGACAGGACCCCCGGGACCCCCAUGGGGCAGGGGUUGUGGGGGCCAGCCUGGCUUCCCGGGACCACCGGGUCCCCCUGGUUUCCCAGGAAAGGUUGGUCCAGCCGGGCCACCAGGGCCUGUGGCCGAGAAGGGCAGCGAGGGCAUGCGAGGCCCCACGGGGAUGCCAGGACCCCCCGGGCCCCCUGGACCCCCGGGAAUCCAGGGCCCUGCUGGCUUGGAAGGACUGGAUGGCAAGGACGGGAAGCCAGGGCUGAGGGGUGACCCAGGUCCCCCCGGGCCACCAGGGAUGAUGGGUCCUCCGGGCUUCAAGGGCAAGACAGGACACCCAGGGCUCCCAGGACCGAAGGGUGACUGUGGCAAACCCGGCCCCCCGGGGAGCACGGGCCGGCCGGGAGCCGAGGGUGACCCCGGACCCAUGGGACCCCAAGGCCGGCAGGGACCCCCAGGACUCAUCGGACCCCCCGGCAGCCCAGGACAGCCGGGUCCCGCUGGCCUCGCUGGAGUGGGGCUGAAGGGCGAGCGCGGCUCCGUGGGCGAGCGGGGUCUGCCCGGAAUGCCAGGACAGCCGGGACCCCCGGGACACCCGGGACCACCGGGAGAGCAGGGACCGGACGGACCCGUUGGGAAGGAGGUAGGAGCGGGGAUUUCUGGAACUUUCCUGGACGGUGUCCCCAGGGUGGCGACAUCCCUGUCACACUGCUCCUGUUUUCCAGGGACCCCCAGGAAAACCGGGCAUUGCGGGACCGGCCGGACAGAAGGUGAGUGGAUCCUGUGCCACCAGUGCCACCUCGGUGUCGCACAGCUGUCGCGACACCCAGAACUGAGCUUUUCCUGUCCGCAGGGUGACGCUGGAUCCCCUGGAGAGAGGGGGUACCCCGGGGAGAAGGGCAGAGCCGGAAUGCCCGGGGGUCCGGGGAAAAGCGGCUCCAUGGGGCUCGUGGGGCCACGGGGACCCGCGGGAGAGCGGGGACCCCCGGGCUCGCCGGGCCCCGCGGGUAGCCCCGGGCUACCGGGACCGCCGGGGAUGAUGGGAGAUGUGGUGAAUUACGACGAGGUCAAGAGAUUCAUCCGGCAGGAGCUGAACAAGAUGUUUGACGAGCGGAUGGCCUAUUACACCUCCCGGCUGCACUUCCCCGUGGAGAUGGUGGCAUCCCCGGGCAGGCCCGGUCCCCCCGGCAAGGACGGGCUGCCCGGCCGGCCGGGACCCCCCGGCUCCCCGGGGAUGCCGGGGCAGAUCGGCAGAGAGGGGCGGCAGGGCGUGCCGGGCAUGCGGGGUGAGCCGGGUGCCAAAGGAGAGAAAGGCGAGAAAGGUGUGGGGCUGAUGGGGGACAGCGGCCCCCCGGGACCCCCAGGUGAGCCCCCCCUCCCUCUGCCUGGCCCCCAGCCCCGUGCUGCUUUGCUGCCACCCCCUCACCCUGUCACCCCACACCUUUUUUCAUCUCUUCCAGGUCCCCAAGGGCCACCAGGCUAUGGAAAGAUGGGUCCCCCUGGCCCCGUGGGGCAGCAGGGCAUCCCUGGCAUCCCCGGCCCUCCCGGUGCCACGGGGCAACCGGGCAAAACCGGGCACUGCAGCCCCGCCGAGUGCCUGGGGGCCGUGCCCAUGGAGCAGCCGCUCUUCCAGCCCAAGAACGUCAAGGGUCCCUUCGGCUGAGGGGUCCCGCGCCCCCCGCGCCCCCCGAAUUUGCUGUUAAUAUUGUUAAUAUUGUUUCCCCGCUGUGCCGGGGCCGUGCCCGUGGCGGGGGGCUCGGGGGUUUGUACAGCUCCGUGGCAAUCGCG